Molecule: messenger RNA, 1613 nt
Organism: Hyaena hyaena (striped hyena)
Lineage: Eukaryota; Metazoa; Chordata; Mammalia; Carnivora; Hyaenidae
Product: zinc finger protein 773-like
Exons: 4
Coding region: 111-1505 (464 amino acids)
Biological process (GO): regulation of transcription by RNA polymerase II
Molecular function (GO): DNA-binding transcription factor activity, RNA polymerase II-specific; RNA polymerase II cis-regulatory region sequence-specific DNA binding
Source: RefSeq, a predicted model, not a curated record
UCGGAGGCCUGCCAGAGGCGUCCAGGGGUGACCCCGAUUCCGGAUCGGGGCCGGGGGUGGGCGGGGCCGUGCUGGUCCUCCUCUCCCGACUCCCCUCCGCUCAGAGUCCGAUGGCGGCGGCAGCGCGGAGGGACCCGGCUCCGGGCCGUGUGACCUUUGAGGACGUGGCUGUCUACUUCUCCUGGGAAGAGUGGGGUCUCCUUGAUGAAGCCCAGAGACUCCUAUACCGCGAUGUGAUGCUGGAGACCUUUUCACUGAUGGCCUCUCUGGGACUCGCAUCUUCCAGGAUGCAUGAAAUCACCCAAAUGGAGUGGUGGAGAGAGCCCUCUUUGCCUCCCCGUGGAGUUUUGGCCACAGCUGUGCCAAGAGGUACUUGGAGGGAGGAGCUGAACUCCGGUACGAGCUCAGGUGUGCGGCGUAGAGCAGAAGUUGAGGAAGCACCUUCUGAGCAGAGUGUUUAUGUAGAAGGAGUGUUCAGAGCAAACCUUCAACAGCAGACGCUGCACUGUGGAGAGAGACCUUUAAGAAGACACGAGGGUGGGGAGGGUGGAAAGGACUUCCCAGCUAGUGCUGGUUUUCUUACCCAUCAGGUGACCCACAGCGGAGGGAAGACACACAGGAGUACUGAAGGUGGGGAGGCCUUCCACCCUGGAAAAAGGCAUUACAAAUGCAGUGAAUGUGGGAAAGCCUUUGGCCAGAAAUACUUACUUGUUCAGCACCAGAGACUGCACACUGGAGAAAAGCCUUAUGAGUGCAGCGAAUGCGGGAAAUUAUUUAGCCAUAAAUCAAACCUUUUUAUACACCAAAUAGUUCACACUGGAGAAAGGCCUUACGGGUGUAGGGAGUGUGGAAAAUCCUUCAGCCGCAAUGCCGACCUCAUUCAACAUCAGAGAGUCCACACUGGAGAAAAGCCUUUUACAUGCAGUGAAUGUGGAAAAGCGUUCAGGCAUAAUUCCACACUUGUUCAGCAUCACAGGAUCCACACUGGGGUGAGGCCUUAUGAGUGCAGCGAAUGUGGGAAAUUCUUCAGCUUUAACUCAAGCCUCAUGAAACACCAGAGAGUUCACACUGGAGAAAGGCCUUAUAAGUGCAGUGAAUGUGGGAAAUUCUAUAGCCACAAGUCAAGCCUUAUUAAUCACUGGAGGGUUCACACUGGAGAAAGGCCUUAUGAGUGCAGCGAAUGUGGGAAGUUUUUUAGCCAAAGCUCUAGCCUCAUGCAACAUCGAAAAGUUCACACUGGAGAAAAGCCUUUUAAGUGCAACGAAUGUGGAAGAUUCUUCAGCGAGAAUUCCAGCCUUGUUAAACACCAGAGGGUUCACACAGGAGCAAGACCUUAUGAGUGCAGGGAAUGUGGGAAAUUCUUUCGCCACAGCUCCAGCCUUGUUAAACAUCGGAGAAUUCACACUGGAGAAAUGCCUUAUGAGUGCAGUAAUUGUGGGAAAUCCUUUAGCCAGCGUUUCAACCUCCUUCAACACCAGAAAGUUCACAGUGGAGAAAGGUCUUGAAUGCAGCUCAUGUGGAAAAGCCUUUUUUUUUUUUUACCAAAGUUCUGCUCUGAUUCAGCAGAGAAAGCUUCAGUCCAGAUAGGCCUAAUGAAUACAGUAAAUGUGAAG